CCGCCCGUUGCCAAGAGUGUGUGUGUGUGUGUGGUGUGUCCGUGUGUGCGUGCGCCGGGGUGGGGGGGGCGGGAGGUACGGGUUGGGGGCGGCCAUGCCGAGGGGGCGGCCCCCAGAGCCCGGCGGGGAGAGUGGCGAGGCCGGCGCCGAGGCAGAUGAGGUUCUGACACCAACUACAGAGAACGGUAAUUUUCCCUACCAAGUACCCAACUUCCAUAAGUGUGAGAUUUGUUUGCUGUCUUUUCCAAGAGAGACCCAGUUCCAGCGCCAUAUGAGGGAUCAUGAGCAAAAUGACAAGCCUCACCGGUGUGACCAGUGUCCAAUGUCAUUUAAUGUUGAAUUCAACUUGACACUUCACAAAUGUACUCACAAUGGCGAAGAUCCUACAUGUCCUGUGUGCAACAAGAAAUUCUCCAGAGUAGCCAGUUUGAAAGCACAUAUAAUGCUACAUGAGAAAGAGGAGAAUCUUAUCUGUUCAGAGUGUGGAGAUGAAUUCACUUUACAGAGUCAGCUGUCCAUACACAUGGAAGAACAUCGUCAAGAAUUGGCAGGCAGUAGGAUUCACAGCUGCAAGUCUUGCAAAAAAGAAUUUGAAACUUCCUCACAGCUAAAGGAGCAUAUGAAAACUCACUAUAAAAUAAGGGUAUCAAAUACCAGAUCUUACAACAGAAACAUUGAUAGAAGUGGGUUUACCUAUUCCUGUCCUCACUGUGGAAAGACGUUCCAGAAACCGAGUCAAUUAACACGGCAUGUUAGAAUACACACAGGUGAAAGACCUUUCAAGUGCAGCGAGUGCGGGAAGGCCUUUAACCAGAAGGGGGCUCUGCAGACCCACAUGAUCAAGCACACGGGGGAGAAGCCCCAUGCCUGUGCCUUUUGUCCCGCCGCCUUUUCCCAGAAAGGCAACCUGCAGUCACACAUCCAGCGAGUUCACUCUGAGGUGAAGAAUGGCCCUACGUACAACUGUACAGAAUGUAGCUGUGUCUUCAAAAGCUUGGGUAGUUUAAAUACGCAUAUCAGCAAGAUGCACAUGGGUGGUCCACAGAAUUCUGCAAGUGCUUCAACAGAUGUAUCUCAUGUUACAGUGGACUCUGUCACCCAGCCUUUAACAACAUCUCCUACUAAUCUUUUGCAACCUGUUGAUAACAAAUGGAAGAAUGCCACACAUUUUCGGUCUCCACUUCUUCAACAGACAGAAAACCAGGUGUCUCCGGCUGCUGCUCAUCAGGGUCAGCAGACUGUCACUGAUGUCAUUCAGCAGCUCCUUGAGUUAUCAGAACCAGGUCCUGUAGAAAAUAACCAGCCUCAACAACCUGGUCAGCAGCUCAACAUUGCAGUGGGGAUCAGUAGAGAUAUUUUGCAGCAAGCAUUAGAGAACAGCGGGUUGUCUUCAAUUCCUGUCUCUGCACAUUCUACUGACUGCAGCCAGGCUAAGGCUGCUGGGUCCCAGGAUCAGAACCCAGAUGUCCCGAGCCUCUCAAAUCAUCAGGCUGAUUCUAAUAGUGCUGAACAAAACAAGGAGCAAGAGACUACAGAUAAACUAGAUAAAAAAGAAAAAAAGUUCAUUAAGAAAAAGUCACCGUUUUUGCCUGGUUCUAUACGUGAAGAAAAUGGAAUCAGGUGGCAUGUUUGUCCAUAUUGCUCUAAAGAAUUUAAAAAACCAAGCGACUUAGUGCGCCACAUUCGCAUUCACACCCACGAGAAGCCAUACAAGUGUCCCCAGUGCUUCCGAGCCUUUGCCGUGAAGAGCACUCUAACAGCACACAUAAAAACACACACUGGCAUUAAAGCUUUCAAGUGCCAAUUUUGUAUGAAAAGCUUUUCCACCUCAGGGAGUUUAAAAGUUCACAUUCGCCUGCAUACAGGUGUUAGGCCUUUUGCUUGUCCUCACUGUGACAAGAAGUUUAGAACAUCGGGCCAUCGGAAAACUCAUAUCACUUCACAUUUCAAACAUACGGAACUAAGAAAGCUGCGACAUCAACGUAAACCCACAAAAGUUCGAGUAGGAAAGUCAAGUGGUCCAGUACCAGACAUCCCUUUGCAAGAGCCCAUACUCAUAACUGAUUUAGGUCUUAUCCAGCCAAUCCCGAGGAAUAGCCAGGUCUUCCAAAACUAUUUUAACAGUAAUUUUGUGAAUAAUGCAGAGAGACCAUACAAAUGCUACUAUUGCCAUCGAGCCUAUAAAAAAUCCUGUCAUCUUAAACAGCACAUCAGAUCUCAUACAGGUGAAAAGCCAUUUAAGUGCUCUCAGUGUGGAAGAGGUUUUGUGUCAGCUGGAGUUCUGAAAGCACAUAUUAGAACACACACUGGAUUGAAAGCUUUCAAGUGCGUUGUGUGCAACGGGGCCUUCACUACUGGUGGUAGCCUCAGGCGACACAUGGGGAUCCAUAAUGACCUUCGACCAUAUAUGUGUCCCUACUGUCAAAAAACAUUCAAAACAUCACUCAACUGUAAAAAACACAUGAAGACUCAUAGAUAUGAACUUGCACAGCAACUUCAGCAGAAUCAGCAGUCUUCUACAAUAGAUGAUUCUACAGUACAUCAGCAGAGCAUUCAUGUUUCUACACAAAUGCAGGUGGAGAUUCAAAGUGAUGAGCUACAACAGUCAGAAACUGUUGCAACAGAUCAGCAGGCUAUUUUAGAGUUAGAUCAGCAGCCAGUAGUAGGCACAGAAGAAACAGCCCUAGAACAAGAAUUGGCUGAUCAGCCUUUAGAGCAAGAUGAGGAUAGAUUUGUGACAUCCCAGCAUGCUUUACAGGAAAACAUCACUCAGUUUGAACAACAGACUAUAACACAGCAGCCAUUUGAUCAACAGAGCUUAUCACAAGGUUUUACUGUGAAUGACAGCUACAAUCAACAGACUCAAUUUCCAGCUGUACAACAGCUGCAGGAUUCAAGCACACUUGAAUCUCAGGCUCUUUCAACGAGUUAUCAUCCACCAGCCCUUCUUCAGGUUCCAAAUACAGACACUAUUAAUGUAACCACUCGCUUGAUGCAAGACCAGUCACCACAGGAAGAACUUGAAUUGCACACCCAAAGGCCUCAUUUUCUUGAGGAUAAUGAAGAUCAAAGUAGGCGUUCAUAUAGGUGUGAAUAUUGCAACAAGGGUUUUAAGAAAUCCAGCCAUUUGAAACAACAUGUUCGAUCACAUACUGGUGAGAAACCUUAUAAAUGCCAGCUCUGUGGCCGUGGUUUUGUUUCCUCGGGAGUUCUUAAGUCACAUGAGAAGACUCAUACAGGAGUUAAAGCAUUCAGCUGUAGCAUUUGCAAUACCUCCUUCACAACUAAUGGCAGCCUUACCAGGCACAUGGCAACUCACAUGAGCAUGAAGCCUUACAAGUGCCCCUUCUGUGAUGAAAGCUUUCGAACAACUGUUCACUGCAAAAAACAUAUGAAAAAACAUCAGGCAGUCUCCUCAGCUGUAGCAGCAGCUACAGAUACAGGAGGAGGAGUUGCAUGUGUUGAAGAUGACGAUGAAAGCUCUGAAAGAACUUCCAGAAAAUCUCGUCCUGGUGUCAUAACUUUUACAGAAGAAGAGACAGCAGAACUGGCAAAGAUCAGGCCUCAAGAAAGUGCCACUGUGUCAGAAAAAGUUCUUGUCCAGUCAGCUGCAGAGAAAGACAGAAUUAGUGAGAUGAAAGAUAAGCAAGCAGAACUGGAAGCAGAGCCCAAAUAUGCCAACUGUUGCAGUUAUUGUCCCAAAAGCUUUAAAAAACCCAGUGAUUUAGUCAGGCAUGUUCGUAUCCAUACUGGAGAGAAGCCGUAUAAGUGCGAUGAAUGUGGAAAGAGUUUCACUGUAAAAUCCACUCUGGAUUGUCAUGUUAAAACACACACAGGCCAGAAGCUCUUCUGUUGUCAUGUGUGCAGUAAUUCUUUCUCUACAAAGGGCAGUCUAAAAGUCCACAUGCGCCUGCAUACGGGAGCAAAGCCCUUCAAAUGCCCACACUGUGAUUUGCGGUUUCGUACUUCAGGGCGCAGAAAAACCCACAUACAGUGUCAUUAUAAACCGGAUACAAAGAAAGUUAGGAAGCCUGUUGCCCGGACUUCAACUGAGGGAUUGCAACCAGUCAGUCUUCUUAAUUCAUCCUCAACAGACCCUAAUGUUUUCAUCAUGAAUAACUCUGUUUUGACGAGUCAGUUUGAUCAAAAUUUACUUCAACAAGGACUUGUGGGCCAGGCUAUCCUGCCUGCUUCAGUGUCAGCUGGAGGUGACUUAACUGUGUCCUUGACAGAUGGUAGCUUGGCCACUCUUGAAGGAAUACAGUUACAACUUGCUGCUAAUCUGGUUGGACAAAAUGUUCAGAUUUCUGGAAUAGAUGCCACUGGUAUUAACAACAUAACGUUACAGAUCGAUCCAAGUAUCCUGCAGCAGACAUUACAGCAGAGUAAUUUACUUACUCAGCAGCUGACUGGAGAUCCCACCAUGGCUCCACAGAAUCCCUCCCUCCAGGCAACAGAAAAUGCAGUGCCGGCUAACGUGGUUAUUCAGCCCAUAUCAGGCUUGUCUUUGCAGCCCACAGUAACAUCAUCUGCUAACAUGACAAUAGGGUCCCUGUCUGAGCAGGAGUCUGUGCUGACAACUAGCGCUAAUGGUGCACAAGACAUUACUCAAGUCAUGACAUCACAGGGUAUGGUGUCAUCUACAAAUGGACAACAUGAGAUAAUGUUGACCAUAAAUAAUUCCAGUUUGAGUCAAGUUCUAGCUCAUGCUUCAGGUUCUACUACUGCAACGUCAUCAGGAAGUCCUCAAGAAAUCACUCUUACAAUAUCUGGCCAAGAUCUUAUUCAGCAUAAUUCUGGAAGCACUGAUCUGAACACUGGCUUAAGGCUGACAGCACCAGCCAUCAGCAGUCAGACUACAGGUGCUACAUUAACUAUAAGCAAUGACCAGCUUCUUUCUCAGGGCCCUUCACUGAAUGCUCCAGAACUUAAUACGACAGGGGGAACAAACCUUCCUCCAGCAACACCCAUAUCUCAGUCCGCAGUUUCUGCGCAGAAUUUGGUAAUGUCUUCAUCGGGAGUUGGAGGAGAUGGUAGUGUCACUUUGACUCUUGCUGACACUCAGGGAAUGUUGUCAGGUGGUCUUGAUGCAGUUACACUUAAUAUCACUUCGCAGGGUCAGCAGUUCCCUGCUAUACUCACAGAUUCCAGUCUUGCUAGCCAAAGUGCAUCAGGAUCACAGCAAGUAAUACUGGUGAGCCAUACACCCCAUUCAGCACCUGCAAACUCUGAUGAAAUUACAUAUCAGGUGACAGAAGUUUCCCCUAAUGUGACUAAAAGCAGUCAAGCAGAAAAAGAAACUCGUGGGCACCAGUGUUUUGAGUGUAGCCAAACCUUUUAUUCUGUCACCAUGCUGACACACCACUGCAAAGAGGUUCAUGGCAAGGAGCGAAUACACAUUUGCCAGAUCUGCAAUAAGGCCUUUAAGAGGGCAACACAUCUCAAGUGUGAGAGGUGUGCAUCUGAGAGAGGGAGUCUAAGUGAUAAUGUAUGCGCAGAUAGAGAACUCUCUUCUGGAGCAUGGAGAGGAUUUUAAUGCAUAUGUUGACUACAGAAUGAAAAAUGUUAAUGCCUUUCAUGCAAGUAGUAGUGUCAGGAAAAGAUUUCACUUACUUUAUUUGCAUAUGAAUAUCAUCAAUGCUAAUCCUGAUUUCCAGAUAAUCUUUUGCUAUCUCAGGAAGUUACGGCUUUACAGUCUUACCAUUUCAUUUGUAGAUGCUCUGUCAUGUAAGUACAAGUGAUAGAGGGAGCAUUUAUUUUAAAAUGUCUUUAUAUUAUUGCUGUUGUCUAGUGAUAUUUUCUCUGUUUUCUCCAGAUUAUGAGCAACCUAAUACUUCCAAGUCUUUUAAAAAAAAUUAGUGGUGUGUCUAAGUUCUUAAUUGUAUUAUAGAAUGUUCUUGUUAGGAAUAUUGGGCUGUACUAGACAAGUGCUUUGUUCAGGCCAGUAUCUUACCUCUGAGAGAUACUUAAAUGAAGUAGUUUGAAAAGUUUUAAGAAAGGAGUAAAUAUAUAAGUUGCCCAGAAUCUUGCCAGCUUCCCAGAAUUUAUAGCAAGAAAUUUUUGGACCCAAAGGCAAUGUAUUUAUAUUCAUUUAUAUUUAUUAGCUUUUAGGAGACCUCUUCAAUAGAUUUAAUUUCACUUUGAUAUAAUAUUUUAAUGAAAUAUACUCUCUUUGUGAAGUUCACCCUCUUGGAGUGAUCAAGUCUGUCAACUAGAGUAUUGGAAACAAUCAUAAAAUGUAUUGUUGUGAAACUCUUAACCUCUGAGUUAAAAGAAAUUUUCCAGGAAAAAAAUCCAAAGAAGUCUUGAUACUUGUUUUUCUUAAGUAAUGAUAACAAACUCGUAAAAUCAGUCUCUCUUCAGUUUGUUUUCUUAAAACUGGGCCCAGGUUAAAGAUAUGGCAAGAUAAAAACUUACCCUAGUAUGUCCCUUGGAUUAUUAUCCAUAACUGAUUUUUCAGGAAGGCAACGAUUGAAAUUGCAAUAAGAAGUUCAGGGGCAGUCAUAAGAGACUUCAGGGCAUUGGGACAACCUGUUAAGGGAUCAGAAGCACAAGUAAAUCUUCCCCUUUAUCCUUCCAGUUGCAGGGAGUGGUGUAGGAAGAGCUGGCAGAUCAGCAGACUGGCAUCACCAGCAGAAUUUAGGGGUUUUUGACCAUGGAUUGGUCUACACAACAGCAGACCUGCUGCUGAUGGGCUAUGGUUUGUGUCAAAGGGGGAAAAAGAUCUUUGUUGAGGAGUUAGCAGGUCUUGUUGAGAGAGAUCAUCUAAACUAGAUUUGCAGGGAGGAAGCGAUAAAACCAGACUUGCUGGAGAUAAGCUUGAGGGCAGCACACCAGUGUAUGAGGGUUCAUGUGCCAGCGAGGCCCUUCAAGCUCCACCCCAAUGUGCUGAGUACACUGGAGCACAUUUGAAAUGUCCCAGUGUUGGUGUGCGCAGCACCGUUGCCAUCUCAGUGGGGGUGGAGGAAAUGGUCAUUGACCUGCUACACCACUUUGACAUGCACAGGUUGUCUGUAGCACUAGAUGAGUCCACCCAAGGGUACCAAGGGGCCUGUCAGAAGAGCUUGCCAAACCACUUUUAUGAUGAGCAGUACUGGCUAACCAGGGAGGUCCCAGUUGACUGGAUCUUAGCACCUGUGAUGCCCAUCUACAAGGGCUGGAAAUUUGAUCUGGGAAACUACAGGUCUUUCUGCCUGAUCUCAGUGCCAGGAAAGGUUAUGGAGCAGCUCAUCCUGUGUGCCACCAUGUGGCACAUGCAGGACAGCCAGGAGAUCAGGCACAAUCAGUAUGGGUUUAUGAAAAGCAGGUCCUGUUUGAGUAACCUGGUUUCCUGUGACAAAGUGACUUGCUCAUUGGAGGAGGGAAAGGCUGUGAGUGUUGUCUACCUGGACUUGAGCAAAGCCUUUGACACUGUCUCCCACAGCAUUCUUCUGGAGAAACUCACCUCCAUGACUUGGAUGGGUUCACUGUUUGCUGGGAAAAAAUUGGCUAUACAUCCAGGCUCAGAGUGAUGGUGAAUGCAAUUACAUCCCGCUGAUGGCUGGUCACAGGUGGUGUUCUCCAGGGCUCAGUACUGGGGCUAGUUCUAUUUCAUAUCUUUAUCAAUGAUCUGGACAAGAGGAUUGAGUGCACUCUCAGUCAUUUUGCAGACAACACUGAACUGGCCAGGAGUGUUGAUCUGCUGGAGGGCAGGAUGGCUCUGCAGAGGGAUCUGGACAGGCUGGAUUAAUGGGUUGGGGCCAUUUUGUGAGGUUCAACAAGGCCAAGUGUUGGGUCCUGCUCUUGGGUCAUGAAAAACCCCAGGCAGCACUACAGGCUGGGGGCAGAGUGGCUGGAAAGCUGCUGGUGGAAAAGGACCUGGGAGUGCUGAUUGACAGUGGCUGAACAAGAGCCAGUGUGUGCCCAGGUAGCCAAGGAGGCCAGUGGCUUCCUGGCCUGGGUGGGGAAUAGUGUGGCCAGCAGGAGCAGGGCAGUGAGUCUCCCUCUUUACUUUGUGCUGGCAAGGCUGCACCUCAAAUCCAGUUCAGUUUUGAGCUUUCAGUUCAACAAGGACAGUGAGGUUCUGGAGUGUGUCCAGAGAAAGGCAGCAGAGCUGGUGAAAGGUGUGGAGCACAACUCUUGGGAGGAGCAGCUGAGGGAAGCUGGGGUUUUUUAGGUUGGAGAAAAGGAGCCCGGGGCUCACUUAACACUCUCGGCAACUUCCUGAAAGAAGGUUUUGGCCGGGUGGGGGUUGCCCUUUACUGGUUAAUGAGCAAUAGGACAAGAGAUAAUCACCUCAGUUAUGUUAGGAGAGUUUUAGAUUGUAUAUUAGGGAAAAUUUCUUCAUUGAAAGGUUUGUCAGGCACUGGCACAGCCUGUAAAGGGAAGUUGUUGAGUCACCAACUCUGAAGAUACUUAGAAGAUGUGUAGAUGUGGCAACUAUGGACAGUGUCUUAGCAGGCAUAGUUUAGUGGUAGACUUGUCAGUGCUGGUUAAUGGUUGGCUUUGAUCUUAAAUGUCUUAAAGGACAGUUUCAUUUACCACUGGACCAUCAGGUACUAAAACCAAUUCCACCCCUCAUCAGACUCUUUUCUUUAUCAAGGUGUUAAUAGCAGCUUCAGCUGUGAGCAGCCUUUAACAGCAAAUUCAAAGAUAAAUGUUGGGGUUUGGCUUAGGAUUUUGGGAAGAGUUCAGCGUUCUGUUACUCAUAGUCUUCAUUUUAUACUGAUGAAAUUCUGGAGAUCGCCAAAAACACUAAGGUCACUACCAAACUUCAGGCUUUUCAGAAAAA
Messenger RNA from Haemorhous mexicanus (house finch), 8770 nucleotides. It is a transcript of the gene ZNF236, whose product is annotated as zinc finger protein 236. Bases 95 to 5536 code for a protein of 1813 amino acids. Gene Ontology annotation, cellular component: nucleus. The record is from RefSeq and is a predicted model, not a curated record. Gene Ontology annotation, biological process: regulation of transcription by RNA polymerase II. The transcript is spliced from 31 exons. Gene Ontology annotation, molecular function: RNA polymerase II cis-regulatory region sequence-specific DNA binding; DNA-binding transcription factor activity, RNA polymerase II-specific. Lineage: Eukaryota; Metazoa; Chordata; Aves; Passeriformes; Fringillidae.